CCCACACUCUAGUUUUGUUGGGGUUUUUCUUUUUCUUUAGGAGAGGACAAGGUUGAUCUCAAGGACAACUUGCAACAAGAGACUCCUCGUCGACUUCCAGCCACCGGCCUCUGUUCUCCCGUCGUCCAUUCCUGGCCAUGGAUCGAUCCACACAGGAGCUUUUCCUCAACUUUAUGAUUGUGCUGAUCACAGUGCUCCUCAUGUGGCUUCUGGUGAAGUCUUACCAAGACUGAGUGACUCGCCCACUCCACGGCAUCACUGGAGGAUGCAUAUUUGGAAAAGGAUGUGAAGUCUGCUGC
Messenger RNA from Gekko japonicus, 299 nucleotides. RefSeq names its product sarcolipin. Lineage: Eukaryota; Metazoa; Chordata; Lepidosauria; Squamata; Gekkonidae. Gene Ontology annotation, molecular function: enzyme regulator activity. Bases 138 to 233 code for a protein of 31 amino acids. The transcript has a single exon. Gene Ontology annotation, cellular component: membrane. The record is from RefSeq and is a predicted model, not a curated record.